CCUCAGCGUAUUUAAAGUGCUUCCAUAGGACUUUAAACUAGUUUUCCCAUUUCCAAACUCAUCAAGCAAUGCGAUCAGGAUUUGAAGAUAAUAGUGAAACUGGUAGAGAUUAUAGCAAAGAAGCCACUAAAACAAAUCAUUUAAAAGAAAUUGAAGUUCUGGCUAAAUCAAAGAAUGGGCAUCUUUCUUCAUAGGUUAGAACUAACAAAUCUAUAUAUGUUGCCGAUUUCAUCAUCAAACCUCACAAUUAUGUAUGUUAAAGGAAGCUUUGAUGGUUCUACAUCAGGAAAUGCUAAAGAAGGUUCUUCAUCAACUAAUUUUGAACCAAAAAGCUCAGCCCAAAGUUCAUUGAUUAGUUCCCUUCCUCAAGCAUUUUCACAUAAGCAAAGCAUGGUCAACCAAACAGAGGAAGAUGAUGAAACUGUGGCAAAGGCCCUUGCAGACUUACAAGCUUGUCUGAAAAUGCCUCUUAAGGACAUAGCAACCUCAGAAUCCAACAGCCUUCGCUUUCUUAUUUCUCUCAACUUCUUGUCUCGCCUUUCUUUUGAAGAUGAAAAUUUAUCUCAUGAACUUAAAGCUACUAUACAGUCUUUGCUCCAAGACUUUCCAAGCAUUUUAUAUUCUUUCAAGUCAGCCUUUGCCACCAUCAACAAGUUUCCCAAGUUUAUAAAUGAAACUCAAGAGAAGGAAGCUAAGUUGAAGGAGCAUAUGACUAUGUUGGAGAACGAAAGACAAGAUUGUGAGGCUAAGAUAUCAUCUCUUCAAGACAAAAAAAAGAAUUGUGGAGCAGAAAUCAUAAAGCUCAAGAAUGAGUUUGAUAGCGUGACCAAAGCAAAGACUGAAAUGAUGGAACAUCAGAAAAAAGCUCAGCAACAAUUGUUUGAGGUAGAUUACAAAUGGUCAGUCCUAUAUAACCAAUUUCAACUAAACAAUAUCGCUCCUAGAAAUCUCUUUUAGUGUUCUUCCACUGGAGUAUUUUAUUUUAAAAAUUUACUUUUUAUUUUAUUUUAUCUUCUUUGAUCCUUAAUACUUUCCUUUCUUUGUCAGGUGCAAAAUGUUAUAAAUUGUUCAACUUGUGUUUUUAGGAAUCA
Messenger RNA from Prosopis cineraria, 1091 nucleotides. RefSeq names its product SWI5-dependent HO expression protein 3-like. The transcript is spliced from 3 exons. The coding region runs from base 175 to 957 and encodes 260 amino acids. The record is from RefSeq and is a predicted model, not a curated record. NCBI's taxonomy places the organism in Eukaryota, Viridiplantae, Streptophyta, Magnoliopsida, Fabales, Fabaceae.